Messenger RNA from Solanum stenotomum, 654 nucleotides. RefSeq names its product Werner Syndrome-like exonuclease. The transcript has a single exon. The record is from RefSeq and is a predicted model, not a curated record. Lineage: Eukaryota; Viridiplantae; Streptophyta; Magnoliopsida; Solanales; Solanaceae. Gene Ontology annotation, biological process: nucleobase-containing compound metabolic process. The coding region runs from base 1 to 654 and encodes 217 amino acids. Gene Ontology annotation, molecular function: nucleic acid binding; 3'-5' exonuclease activity. Gene Ontology annotation, cellular component: nucleus; cytoplasm.
AUGAAUCAGAGCAUUGUAGCUCAUCAAGUGCAGGACCAUCGCUACAGAAACUACGAUGUUUACUUCUAUGGUGAUAGUAUCCUAAUAAUAGUUACUGCAGACCCAGAAAUUGUCACUCAUUGGAUCACAGAUGUAGAAUUUGAUGUCAGUUUCAGAGACGUCGUUGGACUUGACAUUGAGUGGCGACCCAAUUACGGCCAAACACAAAACCCAGUUGCAACUCUUCAGCUCUGCGUCGGUCAUAGUUGUCUAAUAUUCCGACUCCUUCACUGUCACAGCCCGAUUCCACAAUCCCUCGUUACCUUCCUGGACACCUAUACCUUUGCUGGGGUUGAAAUCGAGGUUGAUGUGGAAAAGUUGGAGCGAGAUCAUGGGCUUAUUGUGAGCUAUUCUGUGGAUUUAAGAGAGUUGGCUGCUACUGCAUAUGAGGCGUUUGGGCUGGUGUAUCAGAUUAGGAAAAAUGCUAGGCUAAAAGAGUUGUGUAGUGUUGUUUUAUUAAAGGAGAUGGUGAAGCCUGCUCAUAUAACUAGGAGCAGGUGGGAUUAUCGAUUUCUGAAUGAAGAACAAGUGGAAUAUGCUUGUAUUGAUGCUUUUGUUUAUUUUGAGAUUGAGAAACGCUUGAAUACUUCUGGUUAUGGUUGUAAUUGGCUGUGA